AUGGGUUGUUCUAAGUGUAGCUGCGAGGUUCUCUCCUUCCCAGCUCUGAUGUCUGCUGUCCUCCCAGGCCUCAGAGUGAAUGUGAUAGAUUGCCGGAGUUAGUUUGUCUUACUGGGGCAAGCGGCGAGUUUUGAACAGACUGAAAUAUUUAGCAAUGGAAAACGUAAAUACAAUUCCUCUUCUUGCAUUAGUCUUCCUUCAGCAUCUUCCACGCUGUUCUGCAGUCUUCAAGUUGUGGUUUGCUAGCAGAGCUUUGUACUUUAUACUCCUGUAUACUUUACAGGAGCUUCUGCACUUGAAGUUAUAUGUUUUGGAGAGCUGCUGCUUUACCCAGCGAUUAAUACUGGGUUCAUCUCCGCAUUACAGGCUGUAGCAAGUCAGCUCAAAAAUGUAGAACAGUUGGGGAAUGUUUCCUAUUGGAAACUUUCUGAUUUUAUUUUGCAGAUCUUACCUCUAGAGUUUAUAGAUGAGGGUUCAGAUUGGACUAGAAAGUAAUGCGUUCUCAAGCAGGGGGUUACUUGAUAAUAAAUAAUAACUUUAAUCUGCCUCCAGUGUUCAUAUGUAUAUUAAAAUAAGGAGUUGGGCAUAAGGUAAGUGGAGUUAGAAGGAAACUAAUUGUGAGGUUUUUUCUUUGAGGGUAUAGCUAUAGGUAACAUCAGGCUUGUUUAAUCUGUUGCACACAAAGCUGUUCUAGGUUACCAGCAUAGCAGCUUCCUCUGGUAUUAAUUAAAUGCCUUGUUACUGAAUGUGUCACGGUUGUUUGAUUUCAGCUCAUAGGGGAAGUUGUUCUCAGAGGAUUUGAUUCGGGGUAGACAUGGCUUAUCCUCUUAGCAGAGUGUGCACAACCGGGCACUCUGUGGGAGGCAUGAUGGAAGUUCAUAGAAUGCAGCUGCCCACUGCCUUGGGUCAGUGUCAUGGCAGGAGCUUUGGCUUCCAGGUGACACAUAGGGGAAUGCUGCAUUGUCUGCUUGCUGUGUGCUGAACCUGGUAUAAUCAGGGUUUCUAUUUGUGGCUUAUGGGAUCUCAAGUGACACGUGCUAACGUCAACAAAGCCCAUUACAAUUAGAGUUUGAAUUGAAUUGACAGAGUGCGCUCCAUUUGCUUCCAGGUUCAGCAACUCAUAUUAACAGGCACUGAAGAAGGUGAUCCGUGUGUGUUUGAUCCAGAACUAUGGGACUGUUUGACAAGCUAGCAGGGUGGCUUGGGCUGAAGAAAAAGGAGGUUCAUGUUUUGUGCCUUGGUUUGGACAACAGCGGCAAAACAACGAUCAUUAAUAAACUUAAGCCUUCAAAUGCUCAAACUCAGGACAUCGUUCCAACAAUAGGAUUCAGUAUAGAGAAAUUCAAGACAUCCAGUUUGUCUUUCACAGUUUUUGAUAUGUCAGGCCAAGGCAGAUACAGAAACCUCUGGGAACAUUACUACAAAGAAGGCCAAGCCAUUAUUUUUGUCAUUGAUAGCAGUGACAAAUUAAGAAUGGUUGUGGCCAAAGAAGAACUUGACACUCUUCUGAAUCAUCCAGAUAUUAAGCACCGUCGACUGCCUAUUCUUUUCUUUGCUAACAAGAUGGACCUCAGGGAUGCAAUAUCAUCUGUGAAAGUAUCUCAGUUAUUAUCAUUAGAAAACAUCAAAGACAAACCUUGGCAUAUCUGGUAAAUUUUAUUUUUAUUU
Molecule: messenger RNA, 1668 nt
Organism: Meleagris gallopavo (turkey)
Lineage: Eukaryota; Metazoa; Chordata; Aves; Galliformes; Phasianidae
Gene: ARL6
Product: ARF like GTPase 6
Molecular function (GO): GTP binding; GTPase activity
Source: RefSeq, a predicted model, not a curated record